GAUUGAUAAUAAUGGCGACUAAGAUGGCAACCAACAGGAAGUAUCCGUCAUAACUAACCUCACGUGACCAGCCGGGUCCGAAUAGCCAUUUGCGCUAUUGGUACUCGGGUACCUAUAGCCACUUCGAUAUUUUUUUCCUCUUCUAAACUGCUGUAAGUAUGAGGGGAAAAUUGUCGAAGCUCUUCUCCACGCUCACCUACACUUUCUACAUUCAGCAGUAGUCUAUCUGCCUAUCAGAACGCUGUGAGAAUGCUAAAAUAGCAUGGUCACAAACGCUAUGAAAGUGAAAGUACUCAAUCAAUCAAUGUUUGGUGUGUUCUGUUUCGUUCUUUUCGCUAGGGAUUUGUGCUUAUUUAAUUCAAGGAUCGGGGGGGGGGGGGGGGGGGGGGGCAGGAGCGUAGCUUUGGAUGGUCAGUGGUGAUCCUCAAAGUAAAGUAAAGGGGAAACUAAACAAUUCUGAUACCGGUACUCAAAAGUAUGGUGCUGUUGGGUGUAUGUAACUAUGUUGUAAUAACCUAUCAUAUGUAACUUUUUAAUUACUAUUUGAGAAGUCACUCGUGCUUUUAAUUAGCAUAGUGUAUCUAAGUCUAUAGCCGUUGAAACUGAAAGAUUAAAAAAAACACAAUAUCAAUGUUUAUUAGAAAGGACAAAGUAAUCGAUAACAUAUAAACCUGGAUAUCGUUCGAUGUACACAACUAAACGUCGUCGUCAUUACUCACAACUUGUAAUCUUAAAUAUGAGGUGUUUAUUAUUUAAAAAACUUAGAAACAUUAAUAAUUAUCAUGCUUUAAUUAGAUUUUUUAAAACUUGCUCUAUGGGUAAUAUUUUGAAAAUUUCUGUGAAAUCUACCACUUUAGCGUCGUCGUCUAUUCAAAAAUCGUGUUUUUCGGGUUUGAAGUGCUAUUUUACCGGUUAUUCUUUUAUUGAUAAAAUUUAUGUCUAAAAAAUUUAUUAAUCCAAAUAAUUAACUUUUUAAAAAAGAAAUUGUACUAUUCAUUGCUAUGGCUAUAUAUAGACUAUAUAAUAUAUAAUAUUUGGAGCCAUCCUUAAAAAGAUGUCACGCAAUUCAAUUAUUAGUGGGGAGGGUGUCAGUUGUCACAUUUUUGUGACAGGCAGAGGAGAGGGGGGUGGUUAAGCAAAUGUGAUGUUAGGCCUACAUAAUAUAACAGCGGAAUAUUAUAGACAAAAAAUUGCACUGAAAUGAAUAACUGAAUAACACUAAAUUACUAAAUUAAAAUAAUUUUUAACUUAAUUUUUUUUUGUACAGCAAUAAAAGUUUAGGCAAGUUAUUUAUUUUUAACAUUCUUUGCCAUCAAUGCAUACCCUUUCAAUUUCGUAAAAUUUCCCAUAAAUUGUGAAAUAGGGGUGGGGGGUGUAAAGUGGGUAAAAUUUGCGUGAAAUCAUUUAUGGAAAAAUCUUGCGAUUUGUUAAUCCUACAGACAAUGUGACAAUAUCUUUAAUAAGUCAAUUCUAAAAGGGAGAUAACAAAUAAAUUGUUAAAAUUAAAUGCACUACAAUAUUAAUUGGUUAUAUUAUUAUAUAUCUUUAAUUUCUUAAUUAUGACACUAAUAAGAGAUUACUGUUACUAUUGACAAAAAGGCCAUACUUACUAUUAAACUUUAAAUAUUAAGUAAUAUCAGACUUAAUACUUAGGGAAGGAACCAUUUUUGGAAAUGCCGAAAUUUAUUUUGAGACAAACUAUUGUUAACUUUGAGGAAGAAAUAAAAUCUAAGCCUAAACAGCCUAAGGCAGGCUAAGCACACAAAGUAGAGAGUACAGUACCAAGUUCAUAAAAAAAGACUGAGUAGACCUAUUAAUAUUUAUUGUUACCCGAUUUAUUUAUUAUACUGUCUAUUUCCAGGCUUUAGUCUAGAACGAUUUUUAAAAUGUCAUUUAAAAAAGUACAAUUUAUAACUUUCAGAAUAUGUUCAAGUUUACGUGGAGAGUGUUUAAAUCUGUGUUUGGAAUUCUUUUUACCAUUCUGAGGCCUCUGCAGAGGUUAUUCUGUCGCAGACAAAAGCUGUCUAAAAUGGAAGGAGUUGAGCUAACUUCUAUUGGGUCCGGGGACAUGCCAUAUGAUUCUCAAUACUCACUUAGCAAGAGUCAUAUUGAAGAGGUAUAAAGACACAAUAUUUAGUUUCUCUACUAACACUGCUAACAGCAUUUCAUGUACUUAAAGUUUCUAGUAAAUACAUUUUUAUCAAAAGAUCUUGUCAAAAUAAUUUUGGCCACAGGCUAUGGCCAUUAACAAUGAUUUAUGGGUGCAAGCCUCCUCCUGGCUAAAUUGUACUAGAUCAGGGGUGGGUAAACAUUUUGUGCGGAGCGCCACAUUGACAAUUGUAAAGCUAUUUCGGGGCCGCUUGUAUAUUAUGUCCAAUUUUUACAUGUCGAUAAACAUUUCUCUAUAUCAAAAUCGGUAAAUAUGCAUUUUAGCAUUACAUGGCAAAGGUCAAGGACUGUUGAAAAAAAAAAAUUAGAAAGAAAUUUGAUAAAAAAUGUUAAAACAGUCAUAAUGUUACCAGUACAUGAAAUUCUUUAAAUUCAACAAAAUACCUUAAAAACAAAGUAAUUUUAAAAAAUUUCUAGAUACCUUCGAGGGCCGCAUAAUAUAAGUUGCCGGGUCGCAUACUGCCCAUGGGCCGUAGUUUGCCCACCCCUGACGUAGAUAGACUAGAUCAGUGGUCUGCAACAAAGGGCUCCCAUAAUAUUUCUUAGCAAAUAAAAAUUUAUAAAAAGUCUACUCACUCAAAAAAGUUUUCUGACUCCUGGACUACAGUGUUGUGAAAAGGUUAAUGCCCAUCUUUCUCCUCAAUUCCAUCAGUUUUGUCUUGUGACAUAUUUAUGUGCUUUGUAUUCAUACCCGACUAUAUAGCUAUACACUUAUAAAGUAUCACAGUUCAAUUCAUUUCUAAACCUAUCCAUUAACAUAAAAGAUAAACAAGUAAGAAUUAUAGCUUUUCAACCCAUCAAUUUGUGCAACAACGGUCUUGGUAAACCACUGCAUGAAUUAAAAUCCCUUCCAUUCUGAAAUCAUUGACUUUGUCAAGACAGUUUUUUUCUCUCAAGCCCUCCACAGCAUCAGAUAAUUUAUUUUAGUUUAUUUUAUUUUGUUGUUCACUUGAUUUCAGUCUCUGGAGAAACUUUUUGUAUACGCAUUAGUUCUUUUAUUGUGGCUAUUCCUGUACCUUAUGCUACUUAUUUCUAUUUUUACCUAACCUGAUCCUCCACCCAUAUACAGUUACUUAAAUAAAAAGUUUUGAUGUAACUAAGGUUAAAACAGAGUGAUCAGUUCUAACAUGUUGUUUAGUAUUUUUAUUAUUAAGAUUAUUGCUAUCAUGGUUAAUUUUGUACAUUAUGUAUCAUACAGAUUGAACCCGAGACCUGGGACACAUGGGAUGACAAAGGUGAACAUUCUUCUAGGGAUCAAUCAGCAGCACAGAGGAAGGAUCAAGCUCAGAGAGGAUAUGGCACCUCACACAAUUAUCACUAUAACAAAAAACUAAUGGAGCCUGAACCAGAAGAAGAGGUUAAUUUUUUUGAAGACAUGACACCUCAAGUCAAGAGACAGCCCAAGGUACAGCACAUUUUUUUUAAUGAACAAUAAGAUCAUCUGAAUAUGCAGUUCCUGGUCUUCACUCAUUAAAAUAGAAUUGAGCCACCAGCAUAGCAUAAGGUUACUGAGGUAUCAUUGGGUAAUGGAGUUAACAUUGCAUCACUGAAAUUAAUGUGUUUUGAAAAUUAUAUUUUAUUUUAAGAAGUAUAAUGCCAACAAAAGACAAUCAAUAUCCUUACUUUGAUAUGAUCAUGAGAAAUAAAUGAAACAAGAAUUGAAAUAUUUUAAAUAAUUUAUCAAGAAAUGAAAUGACAAAUUAUUUAAUACAUAGUUUUAAAAAAAUUGCAAGCAUUUUCAUCUUCACUCUAAAAUGCCAGUAUUCAAACAUCCUACGGAUUACAUUUGGGUGAAAAUAAAUGAUUCAAACAUGUUUCCAUAACUCAUAAAUCAGCUGCGUCCUCAACUCAAUAAGAGAACAGCCAAUGCUGUAGCGAUAACUCUAAUCCAGUCAAGAUUAGAUUACUGUAACAGUUGUUUGUGGGGUUUACCUCAGAACAAAUUUCAGAGACUCCAGGAGGUACAAAAUACUGCAGAACAUAUUGUAUAGCGGAUAAAGAAAUCUGACCACAUUACCCCAGUUCUACGAGAUCUCCAUUGGGUUCCUGUGAGUGAGCGCAUUAACUACAAAAUUCUGUCCCUGGCGUACAGCUGCAUAGAAGGCUCUGCACAAGAAUAUCUUAAAGAACUGAUUUAUAAACAUGUAUCCUUAAAGAACCUGCAGUCUUCAACACAGUCCUUACUGAAAAUUUCCAGUGUUGAUGUCCUUAUGAAGUGCGCUCUUUUGAAGCAAUAGUGCGAAAAAUUAUGGAACAGUUUGCCCCACUCUCUGAGGGGAAUUAAAAAUGAUAAAAAAUCAUUUAAGAAACAUUUAAAAACAUUUUUGUUUAAAUAGAUUUAAGAAAACCAGAGUGCAGUGAGCAUGCUAAAGUAGCAUGGAUACCAGCACUAUAUAAAUAUCCAAUCAAUCAAUAGAAGUUUUUAAAAAUGUACAAUGAUAAUGUAUUAAAGUGAACACCAAACAAAGCAAAAUUAAAGCUUAGUAUCUCAAAGCUAUCUGCACUUGGUCCUUAUAACUCUAAGUAUAAGCCAGUUUGAAUUUUAACAUUUCAUAGAUCACGAUCUAUGCAGGUGAAAUUUAAAAAAAAUUCAUUUGUUAAUCAUUGUCAAGUAUAGUUUGUUUUUUAACCAAUCCCAGGUCCUCGUUAGUUGAAAAAUGCAACCGAAUAAGUUUAUGCUAAAAUGUUUCAAUUGUGUUUUUUUUGGUGAUGCUGCAAAACAUGCUAUAUUAAAUAUUUUAUUUAUAUUAUAUAUGUCAUCAACAACAUAUUUUUGCUAUUUCAGAUACUGAUCCGUAAAAAGGAUGCGGCACCAACUUCUUUCCCGUAUUUCUCUGACAGACUGGGAGUUUUAUCAGAUGUCCCUCUUGCAGUAAGUACAAAUGUAAAUAUCAUUAAAACAUAAUUGCUAAGAAUAUGAAAUUCUAAACAGAGCAUCUCUCACCUGAACCUGCAGAGUCGUAAAAGAAGGUUUCAAGUUGAAGGCAAUUCUUCCAUUAGCUUUGUUUGCCUGUUUUCAUAAUGCAAUGCUAUUUUCCAAUUGAUUUAGAACUCUGAGCUGGAAGCUUGGGAAGAUGAAAGCAAUGCCUGGGAAACAGAGGAAGCAUCAGAAGAUCUGUCUUGGCAAGCACAAGAAGCUAUCAAGGAGAAGAAAAGGUUGGAGAGAUUGGAAAGACAGAUGGAACAGCAAAAAAAAAAGCAAAAGAAGGAAGAGAUGAGAGGAUUAAAAACUGGAUCAUUGAUAGCAACCAAAUUGUCAUGAUAAAAUGUUUUAUUGAAAAUAUAUUUUAAAAUAUUAUUUCAUAAGUUAGAUAUCCAAUGCUCUACAUGAAUGAGAUUGCAUAGCCAGACUUACUUCCCUUUAUCUCAGGGUGGGUAUAAUUUCUUGCAGUUUGCAGCUUCCCUUUUACAGCAUCAACUUCAUUUUCAGACAAAGAUCUCUCCCCCCUCCUUGAGAGUACUUUUACAAUAGCUAAAACUGCUCCCCCAGAUUUUAGGCUUUGAAGUCUUUAUUUUGAACGUCUUUUGUUUUUAUUUAAAUUUAUAAAAAGUUGCAAGAGAUGUACAAUAUUUGUAUCAGAAAAUCUUUUUUUUUUUUUUUUAAAUAUUUCAUUCCAUUGCCAUUGUAUUCAUUUCUUUGAGAUGUCUCCAUCUUCUUCAAAUGAAACAGUAGGCGGAAUUUCCUUAUCUUACCCUCACCCCCACCUCUUAGUGCAUAAGUAAACUAUGGAUGGUCUCAUGUCACCAGCAAUAGCGUUAGGGCCCCCGGACAUUCGGGAUCUUUGUGCUGCGCUGUAGUGUUAAGAAAUUGUCAGCAUUAUGCUUGCUUAAAAUGCCAAGUUGGAAAUGAUUGUACUUGGUGAGCAAGUACAGGUUGUAACUGUAAAGUAUGCUGAGUUUGGCAAUGGAUUAAUAAAGUUAUGAACUUUCCCCAAGGAGAUGAAGGCCAGAAGGGUAGUUAAUGUAUUUUUUAAUUUAAAUUGUUAGAAGUUCCCAACCUGGAUGACUUGUGACCUAUGUGAUAUGGUUUAAGUUGGUGCUUGACUAUGGUGUCAAAAAAGUUAAUAUUUAAUCGCAACCUUUUUCACACCAAGGUCAACUUAACAGAAACUUUUUCGGAAGUGAAACCAACAUUGUUAUGUCUUAUUUUCUUUGAGGCCUAAUGUUGAAAAACUAGUGACUAUGAGGUGCCCAUUUCAUUGAAUAUAUUUGUUGUUUUAUUUUAAUUCAUAAAUGAAAAAUAAUUUAGUUCUUAUUUCUAGACUCAUACUUUAUCUGUUUUUUUGUUACUGAAUGUAGGUAUAUUCCUAAAUUGGUGAACAUUAAUUAUUUUUUAAAAAUUUAAUUGGAUAAGUUGUUUAAUUUUUCAUGGUGGGUUCUCAAAUCAAAUGUAAUUUGGGUAUGUGGUCUUCCUGUAUAAAUUAUUGGGAAACACUGAUCUUAGGUAAACAUUUUCUAGUUUGUUACAAUGCAUAAAUAUUCAAGUGCAAAGAACUGGAAGUGAUCUGAUCAGAGAUGAUGUAAGCGCAGUGUAUGGGUAUCUUUCACAACCAUAUCUUUCUUCUUAACCUACUCCUGCCAUACACGCUGUUUGGCUGCCUUCCUAUUUCCCCAUUUCUGUACCUGCCCGAGUUCUCAUGCCAAUGCCUUGUGAUGUAGCAUUAUCAUGUUCAUUCAGGAUGCCUGGCGACCCAACUACCAUACACCUGACUGCUGAAGUUAACUGCUAUUCUUGAGAGCACACCACUCCUGAUGACAAGGAAAUCUGAACUCUUUUUAUCUUCUUUCAUUACUUGGUUUCCAAAUUUCAUUAGGAUGGCUUUCUAAGUAUAUUUAGCCAGCAGAGUGUCUUAAAGAUACCAACUGUCGAUACCAACAUCAAAUCCAUUUUAUGAGGAUAAUUUGUGUGCUCAUGUGUUUGAAGAAGUCCCUGAAGCAGAAUUAAAAAAUGAUAUAAAUUAAAAUACUACUGCUGUUGAUGCUAUCAACAGUAUAAUGAUGGCAGUGAACUUGUAUGAAAGAAAUUUAUGAGUUAAGAAUAAGAAAUACUUUUAACACCAUGAUUCAAAUUUUGUUUUAUAAAUAAACUUUUUUUAAAAAAAUUGUCAAAUAGAUUACAGCUCAUAUUUAAUGAACAAAAUCAAAUGUUAUGUACAUUUUAAUGAAAACAUGCAUAUUUUAAAAUGGAUUCACAUUUUGACUAAACAUCAAAAGAUGAGUCUAGGAGUGGGUUACAUUGAUUUAACAAAGAAGUAAUGUUUGAACAUGUCUAUCAUAAAAAUAUUUAAAAAAUGGUUUAAAAUUAUUUUUUUUUAAUGAAACAUGUCAAGCUACAUUAAAGUAUUUUUAGAGAUUGUUCUUUGUAUUGAGUACAGGGGAAAUAAAAUGUUAUAAAUGUUUAAGAAAUCAAAUUGUAUGUUUGAAAAUUUCAUUGUGAGUGGCUUUUCAUAUGAUUAAAAUGUAUGAACUUGUAUUGCUUUACAUCCUGUUAACAUUACAUUUUAAAUUUCUUUCCUUCCAAUUAAUUAAGAAAAUUUGUUAUAAAAAUUGAAAAUUAUGUUAAAGUACAAUUACAAUUUGUUUUUAAUUUUAAGUAAUCAUAA
Molecule: messenger RNA, 7772 nt
Organism: Lymnaea stagnalis (great pond snail)
Lineage: Eukaryota; Metazoa; Mollusca; Gastropoda; Lymnaeidae
Source: the annotation of a GenBank genome assembly